Messenger RNA from Rhizophagus irregularis DAOM 181602=DAOM 197198, 586 nucleotides. RefSeq lists its product as uncharacterized. Gene Ontology annotation, molecular function: nucleic acid binding; rRNA (adenine-N6-)-methyltransferase activity. Gene Ontology annotation, biological process: rRNA methylation. The record is from RefSeq and is a predicted model, not a curated record. Lineage: Eukaryota; Fungi; Glomeromycota; Glomeromycetes; Glomerales; Glomeraceae.
GAUCAAACAUGCGUCUAAAAAAUCUAGAAAGCGAGCUUCAGGUUGUCGCUGGAUUUGAUAAACCUAAAAUUCAAUUAGAACAAUAUUGUACAACGCCGCACCUUGCAGCUCGUAUGCUUUAUACUGCCCAUACCGUUUAUGAUGAUAUUGAAAGUAAAGUUAUAGCAGAUUUCGGUUGUGGUUGCGGAAUUCUGAGUAUCGCAGCAAAUCUUCUUGAUUCAAAUUAUAAUUUAGCAUUAGAUAUAGACAAUGACGCACUUCAAAUUGCGAAAGAAAAUUGUUCUGAAUUUGAAGUUGAUGUAGAGUUUAUUCUCGCAGACCUUAUUUCCACUUCAACGGAUCAUUUACAAAAUAAAGUUGAUACAAUUGUAAUGAAUCCUCCCUUUGGAACAAAAAAUAAUGAAGGCAUUGAUAUAAUUUUUCUCAAAAAGGCUAUUGAAAUCGCAACAACUUCGGUCUAUUCGUUACACAAGAGUUCUACAAGAGAGUAUAUUCGUGAAAAAGCGAAAAACUGGGGAGUAGAAUGCGAAGUUCUUGCCGAGAUGAAGUUUGACAUUCCAAUGAUGUACAAAAUUCAUAAAAAAAA